AUGUCGAAGUAUUCAGAGGAAGUUCCAGAAACACUACUUACUUUGAUUGCAACGGACCUACAAAGCGUACGAGCAUUUGAGGCUAAUGCUCAGCUCUUCACGUUUCCUGAUCAACGAUGUUGCUCUGGUGUUCAUCUUCCGUGCACGAGUCUCCAGAAACCAUGUCCACAUCAGGCGCUGGAAGCGAAUAUCGUUGGAGGAAUGCGAGCAAAAUUAGGAUCGUCGGAAUCGUUGAAAUUAUCAGGAUCACUACGUGACCUGUAG
This is a messenger RNA of Necator americanus (New World hookworm), 264 nucleotides long. RefSeq lists its product as uncharacterized. NCBI's taxonomy places the organism in Eukaryota, Metazoa, Nematoda, Chromadorea, Rhabditida, Ancylostomatidae. The transcript has 2 exons. The coding region runs from base 1 to 264 and encodes 87 amino acids. The record is from RefSeq and is a predicted model, not a curated record.